Molecule: messenger RNA, 2721 nt
Organism: Esox lucius (northern pike)
Lineage: Eukaryota; Metazoa; Chordata; Actinopteri; Esociformes; Esocidae
Product: protein FAM186A-like
Exons: 7
Coding region: 45-2639 (864 amino acids)
Source: RefSeq, a predicted model, not a curated record
AUCUUAUAUAUUUGUAUUCUAAGAAAUAGUUUUCAUAGAGGGCCAUGGAGGAUAAACCAACGAGUGAUAUCGAUUUGGACAAGAUCCUUUCUACACUUCAAGACCUACCAUAUUCCGUUCAAGUGAUACUGAAGGGAGUGGAGGAUAAUCAACUGGACAGAGCUAAACGAGAGGUGUCAGAGAAACUGCAAAUUAUCUUGAACAGUGUUAACUCUGCACUAUGUAGUAUGCGUGUGGCCUCGGCUUUGAAGCAGGAUGAUGAACUGGUCGUCCUACCAAAGCAUCUUGAGAUGAUACGGCGUAGCCAGCAGCGUGCUGCUCUCCAGUCAUUGCUGCAGUCCAACCUGGAAAAGGAAGAGGACCUCAGCAAUGUGCUCCAGUGGCUCCAAGACAAGAGCAAGGAGUUGUUGGAGUUAGAGAUGGAUCAGGAUGGCAUAACAGAAGAGUGGGUUGAGGAGAUGCAACAGAAGAUCCAGAGGUUCAUGUCAGACAUCCAAGCUAGUGUUCUCCGUCUUCAAGAGCUCACUGGAUUUCUCUUUGACCUCAAAAACAAAAAAACGAAGAAGAGGAUAAAACCUCUAAAAAAAGGAGGUGUUUAUUGGUGUUGGUGGCAGGAGCCAAAUGUUGACGCUGAAACCGCCCUAAAGAUCAAGGAGCUUCAGCCACCUACAGCAGACCGUAUUCUGAUGGACCCAAACCUUGCUACCAAGUCUUCCUCUGACCUCUCCUUCAUGGUGGGCAACAUGGCCAUGUCUUGUAAGUGGCCCAUGAGCAUUGCUUUUACAUUUGUACAGAAUGGGCUCAACAACCUGAACAAGGCUUUUCAGGAGCAAACACGCAAUGGCAAAAAACUCCAGGCUAAGCUAGAUGAGGUGACGACUGUAGAUUGCCAUGCCAAAGAAGAGCUGGAAGAGGGCAAGAGGAGGAUCGACCAGCUGGAGGGGGAGAAGUGUAAGCUUCAGGAAGAGAUUGCAGCAUUCAAGUUCCAGAUCCGUAAGCUGCAAAACACAGUCAGGACAGGACAACAAGGUUUGUGUCAGUUUGUGUCGGAAACGAUCCCCAGGUCCAUUAAGGAGGACAAUAUCGAAAAGGAAUUGUCUGAAGAGGUAAUACCUCUUUUUGAUGCCCUUACAUCUCUAGAGGUCAACACCAACUCAUGUGACGACAACAACAUUUCUGAGGCAGUGGAGAAGAGAACCAACUUCCAUGAUGGUUGCCAUUUAUCUGUGUUGAACAUCCAUGAGAGUGUAGAUGCAAGCAUGCGUGAUCUCUUGAAAGAAGACAAGAAAGCCAAGUCUACAUCCAAGAAAAUACUUGUUUCAGAACGAUCUAACUCUUUGUCUGAGGUCAUGAGCCAGAUAAAACCCAUGAACAACAUGAGCAAGCAGCAGACAAGCAUGUGUGAUCUCUUGAAAGAAGACGAGAAAGACAAGUCUACAUCCAAGAAAAUACUUGUUGAAGAACGAUCUAACUCUUUGUCUGAGGUCAUGAGCCAGAUAAAACCCAUGAACAACGUGAGCAAGCAGCAGACAAGCAUGUGUGAUCUCUUGAAAGAAGACGAGAAAGGCAAGCCUACAUCCAAGAAAAUAGUUGUUGAAGAACGAUCUAACUCUUUGUCUGAGGUCAUGAGCCAGAUAAAACCCAUGAGCAAGCAGCAGACUUAUAAGUUGCCCGUGGCCCUGGAGAACCUUGGGAGGCUAGAGCUGGUGAAAGGGAGCCCUGCCCAGACAGCCAGGCAGGUACUGACACCCAUACGGAUUAAGACAGCCGACCAGAAGGAGGAUUUGGAGAGGUAUCAGAUGGAUAUUGUGGAAGAGGGCAGGAGGAUAGAGAAAACUGUGAUGGCAGGCGUCACCUUCCAUGUAGACAGUGAGUCUCAGAGGAAAAAUCUGGAAUUACUGAGGCAAGCUGCUAUCGCUGGACAGAUCUCCCCUGAACUUCACUCCAUGACCAAGGACCUGAUUACCUGUAUUCUUGGCGUAGAUGGGAUGAGACUGGCCUGCCUACUCAGCAAAUACAAAGCCUACAGAUCAGUGAACCAAAUGAGAUACAAUCUUGAUAAGCAGUUACUUGCUGCUCGGAAGCUGAAGGAUGGGCGGUCAGUUAAAGAAAUGUACUCCUUCCUGACCAAACUGGAUGUGUACCAGAAAGAGAUGUUGAAACGUUGGAGUUUGAAACAAGCUGCUAUUGAGGAAAGCCGCAAGACCUGCAUUUCUCAUAUGCUUUACCUAUUCAGUGAGAUUAGAAAAGACUGCAACUUCAAUCUAGUCCCUCCAGUACCACGCCCAGACUCCUCCCAUCACUUCCUGACCAUCAAGCCCUGCAAAACAUCAGGGUGUCAAAAACCUGACCGUUCAUGCCCACGCCCUUCAACUCAGACCCCGCCCCUGGUGAUGUCCACCUCAGAGGCCAAACUCAGGCCAGGAGUCAGGAAGCUGUUAAGGUGCCAGCAGCCAAAGUUGUGGGAUUGUAGUCUGAUUGCCAACAAUGUUCCCGUGGCCAGGAAGAUGACAUCUCCCCCCAGCAAGCUCACCUCCAUCCCCCUGCAGAUGGAGACUAACAUCAACAGCCAGGUCAACGCUGUGCACUUCCCACAGGGCAGGAUAGGUCAGAGAAUGUUGCAGCUUGCUAAGGUGUAGACACAUGAAGAGAUGCCCUGUGGAAGACAUGCAGUAUUUCUGCUUGUUACAUUACCUUCUAAUAAAUGAUAAAUCAAAUCCA